AUGACCAAGCUGCCGAAGCCGCCCGUGGACUGUAUCUCGCGCGUGCGGUUUACUCCAAUCGAAGGAAACGUGCAGUUUCUUGCAGCAUCUUGGGACUGCACAGUGAGGCUUUACGACGCGGGUACCCACCGACUACUUGGACAGCACAAGCAGUCACUGCCCAUCCUGGAUGCUGUAUUCUUCGAGGGCUCUGCAAAGUGCGUGGCCUCCGGCCUGUCCAAGAAGGUCAUUUUAUCU
Molecule: messenger RNA, 237 nt
Organism: Symbiodinium pilosum
Lineage: Eukaryota; Dinophyceae; Suessiales; Symbiodiniaceae
Source: the annotation of a GenBank genome assembly